Molecule: messenger RNA, 5480 nt
Organism: Orbicella faveolata
Lineage: Eukaryota; Metazoa; Cnidaria; Anthozoa; Scleractinia; Merulinidae
Source: RefSeq, a predicted model, not a curated record
UUACACGCCCCUUACUGACUGUUCGACUUCUUUAGCCGGGUACACUCGGACUGAAUGAAAAUUAUUCACAGAUUGCAGCGAAAAUAAAAAAAUUGAACUUUAUUUCAAUAUCAAAUGCUCCAUUGCACUAAGACAAUUGAAGUUGAAAUUUUCCACGAUUUCUACAACGAAAUACGUUUUCGUUUUCGUUGUAUAAUGGUCUCGGUUAUCUUCUUUAAGGUUUUUUAAAGUUUACAUCACUCGUCUUGCUAGCAUGGCCAUAUCUACUAAGCCUGUGGAACUGGGUCCCCUAUUGUAACCUAGCUCACUAAGCCAAAGUAAGAAAUAAAGACUUCUGUUGUAGGCAGGAGCCCGUGACCCGGAGCCUCCAUAUGUAUUACACCCUUGAGUCAACAUGGGCUCCUGUUAUAGGUAAUGAAUAAGCUAUGAAGUGCGUAGUUAACAGACUAUCCCUCAAUACCUCCUAAUUCAGGCUCACCAAGACCAAGAAUAACACCCCGAGUGAGACCACGAAUCAGGCCUCGCCCCAGACCUUCACGUCGCGUAUGGAACUAUCGUCGCCUGGGUACUUAUAGAGUUCCACGUGGCCGUUCUUCCCCAGGGCGCAGAUACUUAGGUACGGUCAAACCAAGAAUAAAUCCCACCAAACAGUGCGCUCUCAUGGCGCGGAAGAGACGCUACCGCUUCUUUGGUGUACGAAGUAGACGUUACUGUUACGGAGCAAGAACUCGGAUACCGCUGACCAGAUUUGGCCGAACAACUGGUCUUAGUGGAAUGGCUGUUUACAAGAUCGGAAGAGGUCCCCUUAGACCAAGACCGAGAGUGGCAGUCUGGCACUACCGCUAUGUAGGCCGCUUCAAAUCACUCGCCCCCAAGCGCUUGGGCCGGUUUGUUGGGCGGAUAACGGGAACUAAGAAAGUGUUUAAAUGUGCGCGCACUGCUAGGAAGAUGGGUUUCCGCGCGUUUGCUUUGCGUAACCGAGGAGAUUGUUACGUGUCGAGAUAUUCAUCAACUUACUCCACUAAAAAGCGUUUGUUUGGACGCUUCAGAGGAAGUUCUGGUACACCACGUGCCAUAGAUGCUUAUGUGAUCGGAAAAGGUAAGACAGAUAUAGUGUGGUUAAGAUAUUUCUAGUAAAGAGCACGGAUAAGUGUCAUUCUGGCAAAACUUCGUUUGGUCUUCCACGAGUUUCUAAUUUGUUUUUGAUAACAAAAAAAAAACUGCGGACACUAAAGAAUACUCUAAUUAGACAUGGCACCGUGACAGCUCGUCCUGCUGCUUAGCAACUCUGGUGACAAAACAAACACGGGUCCUGUCGUGCCUGCUGUCGUCCAUUCUCCAAAAUGAGAUUUUGUUUUUCACUAGUAGAAACUGGCUCCACCGACUGCAACGCGUACAGUCUGUUCAGAAAUAGACCGAAGACAAUACGUAGCGACCAAUAUUUUCACAGAACAUGUCAGAAAACAUAGUCUACAACGCUUUUUCAGAAAGUUGUAAGAACUGUUCAGCCUUGUUAUAUUUGUUAAGUGUUUUUCAAAGCGUGCCAUUCAACUCAAUUGUUAGUCAAUCAACUUAAAAUUAUCCCAGUCGUGGCCCAAGGCAAAGUGAAGCGAAUAUCCCUAAUUAAUACAUUUUGAACGUAGUGGAAUCGCUUUAGUUGACUAUCACUCUUGAAAAUAAAACUGUUAUUUGUUUCUUUCCAAGGUCGUUUUAAGCCUCCCCCCAGACCUCGUAAAGGAGGUUCUGUUUGGCAUUACCGCUGGCUUGGACGUUUCCGGUCACUAAAAGCACGAGGUCUGGGAAGGAGAUUAGGCAGAGUGACAGGGCGAAAGAAAGUGUUCAGCUGUGCUAUGCUGGCAAAACGCAAUGGUUAUAAAGCAUUCGCUUUGCGCCGACGCGGUAUCUGUUAUGGGACUCGUUCAUCUAGAGCUUACACAUCCAAGCCAGUUAUCAAGGGCCGCUUUAGAGCUGGUGCAGGAGGAGGACGAUUCAUUGAUGCUUACAUAAUAGGGCGAGGUAUGUCAUGCUAGUAUUUUAGCUGAUGUAAAAAUUUCACAGGAACGAACAGUUCAAAAAACAGUUGUGGAGCGCAGUCAAUACCAACUUAGAAAUUUGCAGUGUGUAAGAGAGAGAGAGAGAGAGAACGGAUAAAUGUCAACAAGACGACUUUUUCGUUUCUUGGUUUUCUGUCAAGCUAUUUACUGUUAGAAUACAGUUUAGGCUGGAUAUUUGUACACUGAGAUGUGUUAGUCUUAUUUCAAUGCUUCGUUAAUUAUCAGAACACGUUCACUUGAUGUUGUCGUCAAUUUAUUCCGUACAUACGUUUUCUUCUAGGUCAUUACAGACGGCCAUUAGGAAAAGGCAAGUACUAUAUUUGAAGGUUCAUUUUCAAUCAGGUUUUGUAUUUGUAUCAAAAGAUUCCAAAGAUUUGUCAAUCUUUGGCUUUUUAGGCUUUUGUGCAUAUAGAAAGAAAACAAACCAAAAACUUCAAAUUGCUACAAUCCCGGUUGAUAAAUCGAAAAUUUAAUUGUUAUAUGAAGUGUCAACUAAAUGGACACUGAAUUUUUACCAUAGGUGCGGACGUGUGGUAUAUGUUCAACUGAAACUAAAAUCAGUAGUGACACAUAACGUAUAUGAAAUAAGUCAACAUGUGAACUGCAGGCGACAUAGAAACGGGUUAGGAAAAGAGUUCAAUUCCCGACGGGAUUCGAGCCUACGACCUUUGAAAUUUCUGGUGCAAAAGCUCUACAUAGCUAUGAAACUGCGGAGGCUCAAUCACCACUACAAAACCAAGACAUCCUUAUUUGAUCUAAUUUAAUUUUCUUUCUAAAGGAGUUAGAGGUCGCUCUAGAAAAACAAGGCAACGAAGAAGAAAGAUGAUAAGAGCAGUUAGAAGAAAGGUCAGAAGAAUUAAACGAAAGAGGGCACGGAUAGCAAAAACUAGAACACUUGAAAGAAGGAUAAAAACACGUGUUAGACGACUAAGAGGUCUGAGGAGGAAGGCUGUGCGAACUGCGCAACGGGUAAGGAGUUUGAGACGAUUAAGGAAACUUAGACUACUGCGACUGGCAAGAAAAGCGAAACUUGCUUUGACCAGGAGAAUACGGCAGAUGAAGAGGAGAAUCCGUGCACGGAAAUUACGGCUAAGGCGACAGUUACAACGCGUGCGAGCAGCAAGACGUCGGGCGAGAAUACGACGAGCAAGAAGAAGAGCUAUGCAGUUGUUGAAAUUGCGAAUGAGAAGGCGUUUGCAAAGACUGCGACUGUUGGCUCAACAGAGGAGGGCGCGUGCACUCAGAAUGGCCAGGUUACAACGUUUGAGACGGUAUCGAAUGUUGGCCAGGUUACAAGCGAGGCAGAGAGCACAGAGGAGACGAAUGAUGUCGCAAAUCAGACGAAGAAUGCUUCUUAUGCGACGGAAAUUAGCUCUGAAGCAAAGAGCUCUUAGAGCUCGAUUCCAAAGUAGACGACAGAGGGCUGCGCGGUUACGACUCCUGUCAUAUAGAAUAAGGGUUCGUCAAAGAAGAAUGAGCAGUCAGCUGUCACAAAUCAGGAGAGGGCUGAUAGCCUUAUCAAAAAGAAUGGUGUAUUACAGGCGUUUGAGGCGUUACAAAUUCCUGGCAAGACUGCGAGUUUACAGGCAACGGCAGAUGAAAAGAGCGAGCAUGGUUCGAGUCAGGUGGUUCAGAUAUCAAAAGCAGUUAGCGGCCAUCAGAACCAAACAAAGAAUGUUAGCGCUGAGGCAACGACGUGCUCUUCAGAAGUUUCAGGCAUUUCAAAGAAACAGAAGAUUGAUGUUCAUGCAACAACAGCAGAAACUCAGAAAAUUAUUGCAGACGAUGAAUUCACGUCGAGUUCGAGCUGGGAAGAAGCGAGGAGAUAUUCUAAACAAGGAGCUAAAGAGGAAGAAUUCAUCCAAACAGAUAAAAAGAGGACCUAACACUGUUCCAAAAGAGUUCCAUUCAGCAGAUUACUUCUGGUCGUUUGAAGAUUCUGAGGGUAAUCAAUCCGAUGAUGCUGUUCGGAAGCGUGCAGCGCAGCUUAUGGGAGGAUCGCUUGUUGUUGCGACAAGUGAUCGAGGUCACGUGGCAGACACUGGUAAACCCAGAGGUUGGAUCUCCCUUGGAGACUUUAAAGGAAAGUGCUUCAGCGACCCGGAUCAGUGUAGAGAUCAAGGAAUGACAGUAAUGGCUUCCCUGAAACUGGAUAAGGAAUAUUUCCAUAAGAAAUCUAGCACGUACUUCCUAUCAAGCGGAGGUCAAACUACCAAGGCUCGAGGAUUUGCUUUCCUGCAUCUUCUCGGCCGCUACAUCGUAAUACUCAGCACAAAAGACAAACAAUGGACACUGGAAGCUCGAGAUCUUCCAGAAGGAUGGGCCAACGUAGCCAUUACUUGGAAAAAGGCCGGUUUACUGAAGAUGUAUGUAAAUGGAAAGGAAGUGGCCAGUGGAGAAGCUAUGAGUGUUUCAAGGCCAAAGGAUCAGUACUCGAGCUUUGAAGUUGGGCGGCCGAAUAAUUCUCACUCACCAAACUUUAGAGUGCCUUUAGAAAUAGACAACAUUGCUCUCUGGGAAAAAGCUCUCGCAAGCAAGGAAAUUAGCGCAUUGGCCAAGAAAGAUUUAACGAGAGCGUCCAAACAAGAGGCAAUUAAAGAAUAAACAUCAGCCCAAGAGGAAAUACGCAAGACAAUUUUUAGACACAAAGGAACGAACAUUUUUGUUGGUUAGAACUUUGUAGUUAUACCAGUCUGCCUUCACAUCAAGUCCAGCCACCAUUAAAGGGGAAUGGUGUUUCUUUUGGAUGUGACUUCAUUUGACUGUUGGCCCGGUUUGUUCGAAAGGUGGAUAACGCUAUCCACCGGAUCAGAUCAAUCACUAUCCAGCGGAUAGCGUGGUUUGUUUUGUUAACACUUAUCCAUUGGAUAGCGGUUUACCCUGUGAAUAGCGUUAUCCAGCCUUCGAGCAACUGGGGCCAAGUCUCUACCUUCACUGCUAGUUGUAUUUUUUUGUAACCCUGUGUCAAAACCGUGUAGGCGGGUUUGGCGAUUUUCGUCCAGUGCAGGAAGGUGUGAAGGGUUGAGAUUUUGACACGUUUUCUAAUGCGCUCAACUCAAGAAUUUGCUUGGUUUAGCAUUAUCAAAGUUUUGAUAAAUCACUCGAGAGGCAAGAGGAUAAUUGUGAGUCUUUUAUAGGAUAUAAGAAUAUGAAAGUGUGAUGACUGUUCUGUUCAUAAAUAUGUGGUUUCCAUUAUUACCGCCAGCAAACCCUCAGGGCUUAGUAAUCGCCGUUAAAUGUCUCAAUUUUGAGUAAAAUUAGGUAGUCUUUUAGUUCUUGAGCUUACAGGGGUCCAUAACCAAAAUACAACUAGUAUUUGUAGUCUUGUGCAUCAAAAACUCAAUAAAAAAAUCAUACUUCUAAAACAGACGUAUUGUUCAAUUUAAUAUGUAGCACAAAGGAGAAAAGCAAUUGAUUUGGAAAGUU